AUGCUUUCAGCCCCAAAAGCUUCCUGCAGCAAAGCGAUCUUUUGCUUGUCUCCCGAGGACUCCAAGCUGCAGCAGCAGCAGCAGCAGCAGCAGCAGCAGCGGGUUUGGUUGGGGUGGGGGCAAACGCGGGCAGCCACCACACUGCUGGGGGAGACUAGGGGGACAACAGCUAGCGAAGAACAGACAGCAGCAGCAGCAAAAGCAGCAAAAGCGGCAGCAGCAGCAGCAAAAGCAGCAGCACGGGGAGGCGCUGCAGCAGCAGCAGCCCCUAGCGCAGCAGCAGCUUAA
Eimeria tenella is the source of this 288-nucleotide messenger RNA. RefSeq lists its product as uncharacterized. The record is from RefSeq and is a predicted model, not a curated record. Lineage: Eukaryota; Apicomplexa; Conoidasida; Eucoccidiorida; Eimeriidae. Bases 1 to 288 code for a protein of 95 amino acids. The transcript has a single exon.